Messenger RNA from Peronospora matthiolae, 273 nucleotides. Lineage: Eukaryota; Oomycota; Peronosporomycetes; Peronosporales; Peronosporaceae. The record is from the annotation of a GenBank genome assembly.
AUGCGAUGCGCGAGCAAGGCCGUCGAGAGCGCGUCCACAAGUCUCUGUGCGGACGCCGAAGCAGAAACCACAGCAACUGAUGUCUCAUCGGUUGCUGAAGCGACUCAGCCUGUAUCACCUGGUGAUGCAGACGCUCGUCAUGAAGACACUCAUGACUUCACAGAGUAUGAGCUCGGUGUCUCAUACUCUCCAGAUACGGAAGAUGCAUCCUUGUCGAAGGCGGUUGAAACCAAGCCGCCUGUCAAGCGUGGCAUGGAUGAUAUAACGGGGUGA